AUGGACGGGUUCCUGCAAACCUCGCAGGGACCGAGCCGCGAGGCACACGGCUCCAAGAUGGCGCCCGUCUCCCCAGCCUCCUCCUGCUCGGAACCCGACCAGCCUACUCUGGCUGACAUAGGAGCUGAAAUCAGACGACUGGCAGCCAAUAUGGUAACCAAAGCCGACCUGCAGUCCCUCACAGCCACCCUCACGGCCUCCCUCACGUCAGCAGUCUCAGCACUGCGCACAGAUAUGGAGGCACAAGAUGGACGCAUCCAAAUGCUGGAAACACAGGCCCUAGAAUCACAACGCCGUGCAACUGCUGCUGACACAGCCUUGACAAGGCAGGGCAACAUGCUGCUGGCCCAGCGCAGGCAAAUAGAGGGCCUAGAUAACCGGAGCCGCCGCUCAAACAUCCGGGUAAGAGGGGUUCCAGAGGGUGAGGGGCAGGAAAAUGUAGAAGAGCUGCUCACCGCGCUCUUCCUCCAAAUCCUGGGACCUGACGCACCACCAAAUAUACGCUUUGAGCGUGCACAUAGGGCACUGAGACCCAGAAUCAGAGAUGGGGACCCCAGAGACAUUAUAUGCUGCUUGCACUCAUUUCCCCUUAAAGAUCGCAUAAUGCAACGGGCUAGGGCUCGACCCACGUGGCGUUAUCAAGAAACGGAAGUCUCCCUCUAUAAUGACCUCUCCCCUACCACGUUGGAGGCUAGACGCGCUCUUAGACCUAUCACUACAGCACUAAGGGAACGCAAUAUCCCGUACAAAUGGGGCUUCCCAUUUAGCAUCCAAGUGAGACACCAAAACGAAUGGGUCGUGGCGCGCUGGCCGGACGAAAUACCACGCUUUCUCCAACGGCUGGACCUCCCGCCCAUAGCUAUCCCAGACUGGAUCCUGGAACCACUGGACCGAGAACCCAGACCACAAAGACAACCAAGGCACUCACGGAGAGGCCCAAGGGAAAACCGCAUACACGAAGCACCUUCACACCCAUCUAACCCAGAAGAAUAGCCAAGCACCGAUGGCACCGGGCUCGUCUCUCUGUGACACCUAUGAUCAGGUUACCUGAAAAGAUGUAGACGCAACCGACGCCCCGCAGACAGAACUCAUUACCCACAACCCACUGACCCAAGGAGCCAACUCCGCACGCUACCUCUGGUGUGCGCACACCCAGCGACCCACACAAUCUAGAUGGGGACUAGGAGGGACAUAACAGGCUCUUGACCACAGGAGAUGGAACUGUUGGUACCAGUUCUACUAGGCCCCACCGGCCAAGAUACUCCCCACUUUAUACCCACCUUUCCAUAGCCUGUGGCACACGGGGUUGGCACUAUCACGAGACUCUCUUGGGAGGGGGGGAAGGCUUGUGAUAGCCACAUUGGGAACCCAGGGAAGCUGAAGAAUCACGAGUCGGAUCCCUUGGCUGGACUUGCCACCGCACCUACAAGGAACCGACAAAAGAAUAUGAUCCAGAACUGGAUACCUGCACUGGCAGAGACACGACACUCUGGAGGACUCGUGCUAACAGGUUCAGGGGGGAAUGAUGAACGCUGGGCUGGCUGCAUGUUGCGGACCUACGCUGGGUGCAGACAGGGGGGAGGGAUUUGUGGGACUGUAUUGGGCUGCAUGGGGGGUAGUUUAGAUCCAGCGAGACACUGAUUGUUGUAUUCCUAGGCCAACAGUUCAAACUGGUGGAGUGGGGGAGGAUACGGGAGAAUGGGAGGGUGGAAUUUAGAAUCCCUUAGCGUAGGACACCUGAUGCAGAUAGCUCAUGACCACAGCAGAUCUAGGUAGGAACCGCUAUACACGAUAUCACCCCGUCCCCCCCAGGCCUAGAUACGGUCACACACAGGUACACCAACAUGAGACGAGGGUGCUGCAAGAGGAAGAUGGGAACUAGGAGGUACACGAAGGGGAUCCAAUGCUGCAACUGAUGUAUAUAUGUUUUGUUCUGCGGUUUGGGUGGGGAGGGAAUGUACUGUGAGAUAUGAUGCACAUUUUGAAUUGUUCACCACAAUAUUGACCGGGACAGCUAUCUCAUUGAAAUUGGGGGAGAUGACACCACUUACCCCCAGAGCGAACCAAACAUCCCGCACAUUACGUGACAGUCAUGCCACACCAGGACUCUGCCCUACCCCAGACACAGGAAUUUGCCCCGAUCCGAUAUAGACCCUGACCCUGGCACCGACCAUACAGCCUAAAAACACUCCACCACUCGAUAGCACUACAUCAACCAAGGAUACGAAAAGCGACAAUACUAAUAACUGCUGAUACCACCAGACUAGACCCAUUACUCACACUAACGCUAACGACACUCAAAUGCUCCCACACUGGUGGCACACCCACUGGGUAAUCUCGGACUUAUAUACCUGUAACGACAAACAGUAGAUACACCGUACGUGGUGGGAACGCGCGAAGACUAGACCACUAACCCCCGCCAAGUCCGCGUGAACAAAUUCGAACCACGGAGAGUCGAUAGUUGGAGGUCGUUAGAUAUUCUCUGACAGACCCGACUACUGACUGCUACCGUGGUCACGCGAACCAACCCUCACAGGAGGGAUUUUUGACACCUACCUCUAGGUGCCGUACUGUCCCCCUCUGGGGACGGCUAACCUACCUCUACCUUCAUACCCCUGCCUAGGGGACUCUCUACAUCUUUUCUCAAACUCCACCCUACCUCAUCCCUCCCCAUACGACUCUGAUCCAACCGCCCCUACCCAACUUCUACACUACCGUCACCCCCCCCUGCCACCUCCGUGCCCACGGCAUUUCCUAAAAGAGACGGGGCAGCACCCGACACCAGGCACCGACUAGAAGAGUAAACAAAACGUUAAAGGACAUGGCGAACCACCCCCACCAAUCGCAAAUGGCCUACAAACCUGACCCUCUACGCAUCACAACCAUGAACUGCAGGGGCCUAAAUAUCCCGGAGCGCAGAUCGCACCUUCUCCGAGAGCUUACCUCUAAGCGCAUAUCGAUUGCUUUCCUACAGGAAACACAGUUUAAGGAAGGACAUGCUCCGCCGUUGAAGAGCAAACACUACCCCACUGCGGCUCUCAGCAACCACCCGACUGCACGUAAGGCUGGUGUAGCAGUUCUCACCCAUGCUCAACUACAGUUCCAGGAAGUGGAGCGACUGGUUGACCCUAAUGGCAGAUACCUGUUCAUUAAGGGAGACAUACAAAACCGUAGGUACACCCUCGUGACGAUAUACGCACCAAACAACAACCAAUCACACUUCAUACGUAAAUCUCUCUCCAACCUCUCCUCAUUCACGGAGGGCACGUUAAUCGUUGGAGGAGAUAUUAAUGUUCCCCUCAUCCCUCUCAUAGAUUCAUCCACGGGACAUAGCAGCAUCACCCAAGGAACCAUCCGAAGCAUUCAAAAAACACUAAAGAACCUUAGGCUGGUGGAUUGCUGGCGAGCGAUGCACCCGGCAGACAGGGAAUACACUCACUACUCGGUGAUACAUAAGCGAUACGCAAGGAUUGACUACAUUUUCCUUCAACAGGAACAUCUUGACGCUAUCCAAACAGCAGAAAUCGGAACAGCAAGCUGGUCGGAUCAUGGUCCUGUGACCCUGCAAAUGGACUCCCCUAGGGUACGCCCAACCACUAGGUCGUGGCGACUCCAGGACUCAUUACUCUUGGACCCAUCAGUGAAGGAAAAGGUUUCCGAGGAACUCACCUCCUAUUUCACACUGAAUGAGACAGGUGAUCUUCCCGCGACCACGAUAUGGGAAGCGCACAAAAGUGUGCUCAGAGGGACACUGAUGCGCCUAGCUUCUCAGAAGAAGAGAGAAUCUCGGAAACAUAUAACAGACCUGCUAACGCGCAUAACUACGCUUGAACUGCAACAUAAACGUUCACAACUCGAGGGGACGUAUAAAGAAUUAUUGGAAGCUCGAAGAUCUCUACAUACACACAUGACGAAACGACACUAUAGCUCCAUACAACGAUCGAAGGCCUUCUUUUACCAACACGCCAACAAAGGAGGGCGACUGCUGGCCAGAAUGCUUAGAGGCCCCCAAGGCAUGACCCAGGUACAUAAACUACGGACAUCAGAUGGCACGAUCACACAAUUCCCGGACAAAAUAGCAUCCGAGUUUCGCACAUUUUACGCCUCGUUAUACAACAUCCCGGGACCCACACUACCGGAGGAGGUAACACUCAGACGGGAUAGAAUAAGGAGUUAUAUCGAAUCACACAUGAAGACGAGGUUGCAGCAAGGGGAAUCGGAGUCCCUGAUAUACCGAUUACGGAGGCAGAAGUUGCAGGGGCACUCAAGACCGCCAAAACGGGACGGGCCCCAGGUCCUGAUGGCUUUACCUUGGACUACUAUAAAAAGUUCCGAACCCUACUGCUCCCGAGACUCACCAACUCAUUUAACGCUUUGAUAGACGGCGCCCGACUCGGACCCGAAUCAUUAGCGGCAACUAUAACGGUUCUCCCGAAACCUGGGAAGGAUCCCGAACUCUGCAGUAGCUAUAGACCGAUAUCACUGCUAAAUGUGGACGUGAAACUCCUCACUAAAAUACUAUCCACCAGAAUAGGGAAAAUGCUUCCGAGAUUGGUCCACCCAGACCAGACGGGGUUCAUCCCAGGGAGAGAAGCCAGGGACAGCACUCUUAGAGUGCAGGCCAUCCAUCACCUGGCAAAGAAAUCAACAGAUAAGCUCCUUCUAUUGUCAACGGAUGCGGAAAAAGCAUUUGACCGGGUUGACUGGACAUUCCUUAUGACCACGCUACGGGAAAUGGGCUUCGGAGAGAACAUGAUGAAAUGGAUUGAUGCGAUCUACCACUGCCCCAAUGCGAAGGUGAGAGUGAACGGAGCGCUUACCGACUCCUUCCAGAUCCACAAUGGGACAAGACAGGGAUGCCCACUCUCCCCCAUGCUCUUCGCCCUAGCUCUCGAACCGUUCCUGGAAGCGGUGCGCACAUCGGAUACAAUCAAAGGCUUCAAAAGCGGGGACACAACACACAAAGUAGCAGCAUACGCAGAUGACCUCUUAUUUUUUAUCACGGAACCGGAGGCAACAAUGCCACACUUAGUCACUAUGAUCACGGAUUACGGGGAGGUCUCAGGAUUCAAACUGAACAUGAAUAAAUGUGAAGUGCUUAACAUUACCACCCCAACGGCCCAAACAUCCACACUGAAGAACCAAUUUCCGUUUAGAUGGUGCGCAAACCAUAUGCGGUAUCUAGGUAUCGCAAUAACCAGAGACCUGGACGACAUGUAUCGUACAAACUUCCUACCACUACUACAACGAAUCCAACAAGAUUUGAAAACGUGGACAUAUCCACACAUCUCCUGGUUAGGCCGGAUCGCAAUACUUAAGAUGAAUAUUCUACCACGGCUGUUAUAUUUAUACCAGACGAUUCCACAAGCUUUACCGACGGCAUAUUUCGCGUCACUACGUUCCGCGAUGGUGAAGUUCAUCUGGCAUGGGAAACAGGCAAGACUACGACAGGAAGUCCUCUGCCUACCCCGAGCAUGGGGGGGAUUGGCACUCCCUGACCUCCGCAAAUACCACCACGCGACAGUACUACAACGCGUCCUUGAAUGGCAUACCCAACCGGAACAUAAACAAUGGAUCGAAUUGGACAAACAACAUAUAGGCCCCUCCUUCUUGACAUCAGUGUGGAAUACGAAGAAGAUGCCGCAGACGAAUUUGGAACCAUCCUCUACCGUGGCACAGACACUGAAAACGUGGGACUAUAUCAGAAAAGCUACUCAUGUCUCUCCAGCACCGAGCCCGAUGAUCCAGAUACAAUACAACCCCCAGAUAGGGGGAGGACUACCACGGACAGCAUGGUCCUUCCUGGGAGAGAGGGAAUCACACCCCAUACAUAAGGUGUUGACUAACGCAGAUAUGAUCCCCCUGAGGGACCUAAUAGAGGGUGACCAACCCACUAGCCUACAGACCCUCCGUUAUAUACAACUCAGAACAUAUUACCGGACACUUCCAGACAAGGAAAAGUUACACAGGGACUUGACAUGGUUCGAAACGCUCUGCGAUCACAAGACUACUCUAGGUAAAGCGAUAUCCCUGCUAUACCAACACGUACUCGUAGGGCACCUCACUAACAACGACCAAUUCCGCAGACGCUGGGAACGCAUGCUAAAUACAUCUUUCACCACAUCCCAAUGGGAAAAGAUCCUCAUAUUACACCAUAAAUGCUCAUCGAGCUCCCAAUAUCAAGAAACCAACUAUAAACUUCUCUCAUUCUGGUACAGAACACCCGACAGUCUACACAGGAUCUUCCCGAAUGUACCUGACAUAUGCUGGAGAUGCGGAGAUGAACGUGGUUCGCCACUGCACAUAUGGUGGGAAUGCUCGCUCAUUAAGCCAUUCUGGGACGAAGUUCUACAGAAAAUAAGGGAUCUCACAGGGACGGAAGGAAACCUCAACGCAGAGGCAGUCCUCCUACACUCAACAUCGGAUCCCAUAAGCACAUACAGGAAAAACAUUCGUAGACACCUAAUCAACGCAGCCAAGGCACUAAUUCCAUUAUACUGGAAACAAACGUUUACCCCGACGAUAAGACAAUGGUUGGAACGGGUGGAAGAAAUAUAUAGAGCGGAAUUAAUACAGGCUACACUACGAGGACUAGAAGACAAGCAUUUGGAGAGGUGGCGCCCGUGGCUACUCUACAUAGCAGACCGAAACACAGAUAGCAACGGCCGUUCGCAACCCCAAGGAGCCCCAGGACCACCCACAGACGGGGACUGAUGCCUGGUCCGAUACAUACUACGCCGUGGUCACGGAUGACGGGACCACCUCUCCCUUCAUACUCCCCUAUCCCCCCUCACCCAGCUCUCCCCUCCUCUUCCCCCCCUCCUUUUCUCUUACUUCUUCCUCAAUUAACACUCAUCUUCUCUUUAAAACUCCCCAACAAUAGCUUCAUUAUAAGUUAUAUGAUAAACGUAGCCCGCCUUAAUCUGAGAUUGCCCACAAUUGUGUCACUCACUCACAUUUGCACGUCAAAAUGUACGCAAACAUCCUCAUCACGCAACUAUACGACACGAGUAAGACAAGUCCCUGAACGACAUCUGACAUGACGACGGACCAAUAGACCUCACUACCCCAAAGAGAAUGAGGCUUAAGGGUGAUAAGGUAAUACUAGAGGAUCACAUAAAACAGACGCAAGGCACAAACUUAUGAAUAUCCCUCUAUUCAAGCCGCAUUCCGAUCACUCAUAUGUAUGUCUUAACGUGUUAAACGUGACCAAAUGUCAUAUAGAAAUACUAAGUAACAUUGUUUGAGUGUUGUCUGCACACUUAAUGUUGGGACCUGCGAGUCCGUUAUUUGUUAUUUACUUGUUCAAUCAACUGAUACUUGCUAAUGUACACGGAUCAGGGCAUACCCUGAAAUGCUUAUGUUUGAAUAAAGCCUUUUUUGAAAAAAAAAAAAAAAAAAAGUACAUAGACUGUACAUAAUUUGUUACAUAAUCAGAAAGUACACAAAAACAGGAUUAGAAAAAAAAAUGUAACAAUGAAUCCAAUUUAUACAUGAGAAAAAACGUAAACGUUUAAACAAAAGAAGACAUGGCUUAUAUAAUGUUACAUGUAAUAAAUAAUACAUCCUGAUUGGAAAAAAGAUUUAUUUUUAUUAUGCCACGUUUAAGAAUGUUUUUUCUUCUACCGGAGGUGUGAAAAAACGUUGAGUGAUCACAAUCUUUACAUGUUCCGAUUGCAAUUUUUAAAAAAUUUUUUAUUAUUAUUUAUUUUAAAAUUCUAAACGGGAAUCAAUACAAAAAAAAAAAACGAAUUAAAAAGGAAAAAGAUAAGGCCUUUAGUAAAAAUGUUCGGCAGUAAAACAAAGAGGAAAAUUACACUACAUAAUAAUGCAAGAACUAUAAAAUAGUUAAACUGUUAACAUGAUGAUAUUAUAAUAAUAUAUAUAUACACACACACACGCAAAACAGGCUUGUUUAAAAAAAACAAAACAAAAAAAAAAACUAACCGGGUAAAUUUAUAAAUUGGUCAAUACAGAAAAUAUAGUAGAUUGUCAACAAGGCUUGGCUUACAUCUAUACACAGUCAUAUUUAUAUAUAUAUAUACGGGUUACAUUUAACGCACUAACUUUUAGUAGGGUAAGAGAACGUAAAACACUUAUAUUGCCGUAUGCAUCGAGUAGGUUUCCUUAUCCAGACAGAUCUCAAAUGCUCUGUACAGGAACGACAAUUAUCUUCUUGAGUUUUGAGGUCUACAUUAAAUACGGUUAGCACCUAAGCCAUCUUGGCAAUAGUUAUCCAUUAUCUACACCUAUUCUAACAUACCAUUUUUGCACUUGUGCCUGUUUUGCAUUUUAAAUAAAGUUUCUUGUUGUUUUAAAGUACUUAUUUAAUUAUGUUGUGCUCUUUCCCCCUUUUUUAUGUUGAACAUUUUUAUAGGUGUUUGCUUAGGUACGAAAUUGUAGAAUAGGUGUGGUUUUGACACCACACUAGUUAAAAAGGAUUUUAAGUGUUUCAUUCUGUAAAAAAAAGGGUUGCACUGUGACAUUCUCCAUGUUAAACCAGGAGAUUUGGGAUUGGUCCUUACCAAAGUACAACACUGCUCACAGACCAUCAAUUUACUGUACAACGUGCUAUAGACUAGGCAGUGUAGCUAAUAAACCGUUUUAAAGAAACGAUCAAACACUUGCUGGGUUUAUGGCUUUCUUUUCUUUGUUAGAACAGGACAUAACAUUAGACUGGAAUAGUACAAACGUUAAUCAUCUGAGAAAUUAUAAAUAUACCGUAUGUACACCACCCAAAUGGAGCCAGUUUUAAAAAUGGUAGGGAGAUGGUCCAGCUGGUUCCAGACUCCGUAAAUGCAUUCUAAGGAUUGUUUAAAGACUAAAGGUUGGGAAUCCUUACAGUUUUGUACCAGUUUAUUCCUGCGACAAGAUUAUUUAUUUGUUGGUGUUCUAAGACUGUACAAAUAUAAUAAAAAAAAACACCUUG
Messenger RNA from Pelobates cultripes (western spadefoot toad), 8929 nucleotides. The record is from the annotation of a GenBank genome assembly. Lineage: Eukaryota; Metazoa; Chordata; Amphibia; Anura; Pelobatidae.